AUGAAAAAAAAAACUCGCCGAGCAGGGGGACCGGAGUCUGUCAAUCCUGACUCGAUCGCUUGCGCCAUCGGCCUGCCAUUGUAUCAUCUGUCUCCCCCUUCUACCAAACAAACAAACGAGUUCCCCCAUUUUUCCUUUCAACGGCGACACAUUUCCGCCUACUCCGAAUCAUCCAUCGUGUCUGCGCAUUCUGUCAUGGUUCAGUUCGCAUCGCCCUCUCGCAGCCAGAGCCCCUCGGGUGCCUCGUCCGCUGGCGAACCCCGGCGCACCAAAAAGUCCAAGGGCAAGGAUGGCAGCAGCAGCAAGAAGAAGCGCCCUAGCGCCGCCGACGACCAAGAUGGAGAUGACACCAAGGCCAGCGGCAACGGCAUCAGCGUCCGUCAGAACGCCGAGAGACGUUCCAGCAUGAGCAAGCCGGCCCGCGACUUCCGGGACCAGCCCGAACCCACGCCAAAGAAGAAGAAGAGAAAGACAUCGACCUCGUCGGCUGCCGUCCCUGAGCCCGCCAUCGCUCCGACACCGGAAGAGGCUGGCGAGACGUCGACCCGCUCGCCGAGCCCCCUCAUCGACUUUGACGGCCUCUCCCGCCCCAGCCGCGGCACUCGGGAGAGGUUAGAUGAGUCCCACAAGCAGAAGGAGCUGCGCAUGGAGAAGAUGAAGGGCGCCGUCCGCACCCUCCUCGAGUGCAUCGGCGAGGAUCCCGACAGGGAGGGUCUCCUGGCCACGCCCGAGCGCUACGCCAAAGCCAUGCUCUUCUUCACAAAGGGCUACCAGGAAAACGUGCGAGACAUUGUCAACGGCGCCAUUUUCCAGGAAGGCCACAACGAGAUGGUCAUCGUCAAGGACAUUGAGGUGUUCAGCAUGUGCGAGCACCACCUGGUGCCCUUCAACGGCAAGAUGCACAUUGGCUACAUCCCGUCUAACGCCGUCAUUGGCAUCUCGAAGCUGCCGCGCAUCGCCGAGCUGUUUGCCCGCCGACUGCAGAUCCAGGAGCGCCUGACCAAGGAGGUGGCGCACGCCAUCAUGGAGGUGCUUAAACCCCAGGGUGUGGCCGUGGUGAUGGAGUCGAGCCAUCUGUGCAUGGUCAUGAGGGGGGUGGAAAAGACGACGACGAGCACCAUCACCAGCUGUGUCCUGGGGUGCUUUGAAAGGAAGGAGAAGACGAGAAACGAGUUUCUGAGUCUGAUUGGCGUCAACCGCCGGUAA
Podospora bellae-mahoneyi is the source of this 1206-nucleotide messenger RNA. RefSeq lists its product as uncharacterized. The coding region runs from base 1 to 1206 and encodes 401 amino acids. Gene Ontology annotation, molecular function: zinc ion binding; GTP cyclohydrolase I activity; GTP binding. Gene Ontology annotation, cellular component: cytoplasm. NCBI's taxonomy places the organism in Eukaryota, Fungi, Ascomycota, Sordariomycetes, Sordariales, Podosporaceae. Gene Ontology annotation, biological process: tetrahydrobiopterin biosynthetic process; tetrahydrofolate biosynthetic process. The record is from RefSeq and is a predicted model, not a curated record. The transcript has a single exon.